UAAAUCCGAGUUCUCGGUGUACCUCGGACUCUCUGAGUAAUAUUCGAAUUGCUCUCUCUCUUGUUUCUUUUCACACUCAACCAGUGUCCACCCAAUUCUGAGUAUAAGUCUCUUCGUAUGCACUCCAAUCUUUUCGGUCUUUUGCCUUUCGCAUCCAGUCCUUACCAGCUAUUUUUACCAGAUCCUCGGUCUAUCUCAUUGGGUAUCUGCCCACGUUACGACGUCCAGUACGAGGUCUCCUCUCCACUUCAGUAUUUUUGUGCCUAAAAUAUAAAUUGAAUAAAAGAUAUACACAGUUAGAAGUUACAUACGUUAUCAGCACCGCUGAAGGGAAGACACACAGACUAAUGCCGUAACGUGUUAUGUAACGAAGCGGUAUAACCUCCCAUAAGAAAUUCUUCUUCUUCUUAUCAGCCCACAGACGUCCACUGCACAGGCCUCCCGCAAGCCUCGCCACAAAGACUGGUUCUGCACUGCCUGCAUCCAGCGGAUCCCCGCGAACCUCGAUAGAUUGUGUGGUGUCGGCCUCGAAAAAGAAUAACACUUCCCCUUCUCCUCCCGUGGGUGUCGUAAGAGCAAUACCUGCCCACCCACAUUCGAGUUUGAACCGUGAAGAUAUCCUAUUCAUGGCGCAGCGGGAGUACACAGCCCGACGUUACAAAUGGAAUACGCUAAUCGUCUGGAUUCACCACCGAUGUAUCACUUCGCCCUCCAACCACUGAAGGGACAACAACAAAAAUGUAUAAAACCAACAUUGUUUUCAACGUUUUAGCUUUGGCAUUGUUCAGUAUUUUCUUCGCGAGUUGCACGGAUAUGAAGGAUGAAAGCGACAGAGGAGCUCACAGUGAGCGGGGCGCUCUCUGGUUCGGCCCCAGACUCGGGAAGCGAUCAAUGAAGCCAUCCACUGAAGAUAACAGGCAAACCUUCCUGAGGCUGCUCGAGGCGGCUGAUGCCCUCAAAUUUUACUACGACCAGCUACCUUACGAGAGGCAAGCCGAUGAACCGGAAACCAAAGUAACAAAGAAGAUCAUCUUCACCCCCAAACUCGGGAGGAGCGUCGCCAAACCCCAGACGCAUGAAAGCCUCGAAUUCAUCCCCCGGCUCGGAAGGCGGCUCUCUGAGGACAUGCCUGCUACGCCAGCUGACCAGGAAAUGUACCAACCUGACCCCGAAGAAAUGGAGUCAAGAACAAGAUACUUCUCGCCCAGGCUGGGGCGCACCAUGAGCUUUUCGCCCAGACUGGGAAGGGAGCUUUCGUACGAUUACCCUACAAAAUAUAGGGUUGCCAGAAGCGUUAACAAGACAAUGGACAACUAAACGAAUUAUGGUCCGCUUGAGGUACCUCAUUUGAGGUCUCGAUCGACUCCGACGAACGGUUACGGGUAAACGGCGACAAUGUUAAUGUUUUGGACGAAACAAUUGUUAAUUAAUAAAUUCAUGUGAUUUUGUAAUUGUAAUUUAUAAGUGAAUAAAAAAAUAAACUAUUUAAAAUAAA
Molecule: messenger RNA, 1495 nt
Organism: Bombyx mori (domestic silkworm)
Lineage: Eukaryota; Metazoa; Arthropoda; Insecta; Lepidoptera; Bombycidae
Gene: PBAN
Product: pheromone biosynthesis activating neuropeptide
Exons: 8
Coding region: 739-1317 (192 amino acids)
Biological process (GO): pheromone biosynthetic process; neuropeptide signaling pathway
Molecular function (GO): neuropeptide hormone activity
Source: RefSeq, a predicted model, not a curated record